CCCCGCGCUGUCACGAGCGGCACGGUCGACGAGGAUCUCGCGUUCGAUCGUCAACGUAUUUUCCUCGCGCGAUCACAGUCGGCUGUCGCGUUCGAUCCCCUUGUGUUGUUUUGACUAUUUUUUUGUGCGCAAAAAAAAUCACAUCGUCUAUCUCUGAUUCAGCGAAAAAAAAGACAUGUACCAUUCCGAUUCCAAGACUCCUCGUCGGUGACCCGUUUCUUGCCGCGGGCAAAAAAAAAAACCCGCCUCAAACGGAUGCGGAUACCGGGGGCGAAACGUCAAGUCCGAACGAAAUUCCCACGGUCACUGUGGCGAUGCCGUUCAUGAUCGACAUGCUUGGCCAUUCCGGAGCGUCCACUGCUGCUGCACAGUCUACGACAGCAAAUCGAAUGGCUGAUGGAGAGGAGAUUCCACCUCCGAAACUAGACUUCUCUGCACCACCCCCUUAUGAAGUAGCCACCAAAUUACCCAGUUACGAGGAGGUUCAGCGUGAAAAGACUCUACAGGGCGAGCCGCAGCCUCAAGUACACAUGCCAGGAAAUAUUAGACCACCACAGCAGCCUUUAACAAUAUUGGCAAUAGAUACUGAAGCUGCGGAAGGCGAUCCAGAAAGUGGGCUGCUUGGCACAGAUUUUAUGUUUUUCACAGCGUUUCUUGUCGCAUUUCUUUUCAACUGGAUCGGAUUUUUGUUACUGAUGUGUUUCUGUCACACUAUUGCCUCGCGCUACGGUGCGCUAGCCGGCUUCGGAUUGUCUCUGACAAAGUGGACGCUCAUUGUUAAGCACUCCACCGACCUCGCUUCGCGGGAGAACUCAUGGCUGUGGUGGUUGAUAAUGGCAUUCGGAGUUCUAAUUUGCGUACGUGCCAUCAUUCAAUAUUUAAACAUCAAACGUGGUUGGAGACUACUGUCCGGGAGCGCACAGGAGCGUCUACUUUUUUUCUACUAAGGAUCAUUAAAUCUGCACCCUUAUUUUUUUCUUUACUCAACUUGGCUUUAGAGCAAACAGCAUUUCUAUGUGGGGUCGUAUUUGUAUAAUAUAUAUAACCGACAUUCUUAAGGGAAGAGCAUCGUGUAGAUCGUAAUAUCUGUCAAUCGUAUUUAUAUAGAAAAUGAAGAAUCUUGAAAAAUUAUUUGCCAAAUUCGUGCAAUGGAUGUGCAAUGGAUAUUAGUGAGAAUAAAAACAAUUAGGUCGUUUCUCGCAUUAUACACAUAUUGAAGGUAUACAAACGCUAUUUUAUGCAAUGUUAUACAUAGGUUAUGGGAAAAAAAAGAUGUCUGUACAUUUUUAUUGCUCAAAAUAAUACGAACAUCGCUUUACAAGUCGAUGAUUUUAUUUAUUUUAAGCGUUGUUCAUUUGAGUGCAGGUCGCGAAAGAACGUAAAUGUGUAGAGCGCAUGUCAAAUCGCAACUUAUGAAAAAUUGACAAGUCAAAAAUGAAUUUGCAGGAAGAGAUGAAAUAUACGAUUCGUUAUUAUUUCUGAAUAAAUGAUGAAUAAAAGUUUUCUAAUAUAUAAUACAUUCUAGCAUUAGAAAAGCUUCUAGAGAUUGACUACUUAUUAAAUAUAAGUGUAUUAAUAUCUGGCUUGUUUAUAUAGUAUUAUAAUUUAUAUAUAUAUAUAAAAUAUAUAUACAUAUAGUGAGAAUUCUUAUCGAGGAAGAAUUCUGAGAUAUAAAUGAAAAGUAAUAAAUAUUACGUAUAUGUAUUAAAAUUUAUUAUAUAAAGCGAUAUGCGAUUACACGUUAUUCUGUGAGAAAUUUCAUUGUUAUACUCAUUACAACGAUAAAACUAAGAGAUAGACA
This is a messenger RNA of Wasmannia auropunctata (little fire ant), 1801 nucleotides long. RefSeq names its product NEDD4 family-interacting protein 1-like (gene Ndfip). The record is from RefSeq and is a predicted model, not a curated record. The coding region runs from base 315 to 947 and encodes 210 amino acids. The transcript has 6 exons. Lineage: Eukaryota; Metazoa; Arthropoda; Insecta; Hymenoptera; Formicidae. Gene Ontology annotation, cellular component: perinuclear region of cytoplasm; endoplasmic reticulum; Golgi apparatus. Gene Ontology annotation, molecular function: WW domain binding. Gene Ontology annotation, biological process: ubiquitin-dependent protein catabolic process; metal ion transport; positive regulation of protein ubiquitination.